GGCAUGGCAUGAAAUAUGCCAUUGCUCGUUAAGCACUCACCGGAUGGGCGUUUUAUGGCUUGAUGGAUUUGAAUAUCCUGUUUAUUCUUUCGCAUUUGUGUUUUUGUUUUUUUUUCUUUGAUGCACUGGAUACCUGGCUGGCACGGUUUUGGUUUUUAUUUAUGGCAGAGGACACAGCCCCUCAUUUUCUGGCGAAACAGCAGCGCAUUCUUCUUUUUUGUUUUAUGGCUUUGGGUUUGGGAUUUGUCAUGGAGAUACCUCUCAUUUUCUUUCUGUUAUCUAACUGCAACUCUGUUUCUCCUUUGUACAACACAUCCUGAAAGUUUGUGGAUAUUUUUUGGUUUCAGAGCUCUGUCCUGCUUAUCUGGAGAUCGGAGUCUGUCAUUUUCCACGGUCAUAUGUACAUAGCGGAUGAUCCCUUUUCUUUAUGGCACAUAUCUCUCUUUCUAUGAAAGAACAGUAAUUAAUGCCUGGAUUUGCUUGUUGGUUAAUCAUUGAUAAGAAAAGUAAUGGAACGUGACUAAAUAGUAGGUAUAUCAUUAUGUCUGCCUUCUA
This is a messenger RNA of Paecilomyces variotii, 555 nucleotides long. RefSeq lists its product as hypothetical. The transcript has a single exon. NCBI's taxonomy places the organism in Eukaryota, Fungi, Ascomycota, Eurotiomycetes, Eurotiales, Thermoascaceae. Bases 121 to 408 code for a protein of 95 amino acids. The record is from RefSeq and is a predicted model, not a curated record.